Molecule: messenger RNA, 1713 nt
Organism: Macrobrachium nipponense
Lineage: Eukaryota; Metazoa; Arthropoda; Malacostraca; Decapoda; Palaemonidae
Exons: 5
Coding region: 377-1543 (388 amino acids)
Source: RefSeq, a predicted model, not a curated record
UUGAGCGGAAAGGAACAAAAACAAUCUCUAGAAAUUCAAGCCUUGGAAACUUCAACAAAUAGAGUAACGGAAGAAGUAACACAAGAACAGCCAGACUACCUUGUUGCAUCACCAUCAUCAACGCCUUUUGAAGAAACUGGGAAACUACAAGAAUUAGAGGCAUCUGUUACUGCAAUCGAGGAAUUAAAUGGAAUCUCUUCCACAAAUAACUGUAGACCUUUACCUGUGCAAGAGAAGGGGCUCUUUGAUGAAGAUGCUUUUUAUGAAAGUGUUCGUCAUCACUUCAAAGUUCAGAAAAUGGAGACUUCGUCUGAACAUGCAGACUCAUCUUUCAUUAGUGGUGAUGUCGAUGGGAAAAUAAUUAUUCCUCUUCUGGAUGAUCAAGAAGAUUACGAAGAAGACUAGCUACUUCGAGAAUGAAAACGAAUAUACGAUAAUCUUGAAUGUUGGGAAACACCUGAAGGAGACCGAGAUGGAGGUUAAAGUGGUCAGCGGAAAUAGAGUCCUCAUCAGAUGUUCUUCAUUCCUGAAUGAAGGCGAACUUGACCACCUCAGAGUCUUUUCUAAGACCUUCGACUUACCAGAUGACAUCGACGCCACCUCUGGCCUCUGUGGGGUUUCCUUGGAUGGCAUUCUUGCAGUCACCUUCACUAAAAAGGUCUCGCUGGAUGCCGUUCAGGUAACAAGUCUUGACGAAGCCUGUUCUAAUGAGAGUUCUCAGAAAGACAGGGAAUCCUACAUCCUUAGAGGAAAGUCAGUCCUUAAUGUGGAGGAAUCCACAAACAGCGAACAUUUCACUGGUCAGGAACUCACUUUGUCAUUGGAGGAUGAGGAGGUAAAUUCUUCAUAUGGCGAAGAGGAUAAUACAGAGAAGACCACUACUGCAGAAGACGAGAUUUGCGACGAAGCCGAGUCCUUCUCAAGGGAUACAAAUGCUUUCUGGCAAGCUACCUGUUGCACUACUUCUCCCUCGCGUACAAGGACUCGCGAAUCCGAAUCAGUACAGGAUCCCUUCCAGUUACUGAAUGCAGGAGAAUCAGAGUCUGGGGAAAAGGCUUUGUGGAUGAGGGAGACCACUGCAAAGGACACAAUGAAUGGAACGUUGGCUGGUGUUACGGUUGAAGAGUUUGCACAGGAAGAAGUUGGCUUCAAAAACACUUCUUCGGAUGGUCAAAGUCAAAAGGUUAAUAUGAAAGGUCAUCCCUGUGAAGAUUGUAAUGUUAUUAAUCAGGAAACAGAAAUGAUGGAGCAAGAAAGGAAUAUAAACACGUCACUGGAAAGGGUCACAUCACCUGCACUUUCAGAGCAUCAAGAAUUAAAGUCAAGCUUACAAACUCUUGGAAAAGAUACCGACAGGUUCUCUAUCACUCGCAAUGGCUUUAUCCUGAAAGUUGAAGAGAAAGGACUCUUUGACGAGGAUGCUUUCUUUGAAAGGGCUCGUUCCUACUUCGUGAAUGGACUGAACGUCUCUCCGCAGUUGGGGACGAACAGACUAACUUCAAGAAUCUUCUUUUCACAAAACAUUCCGAAGAAAAUAAAGUAGCAACUUUCAGCGACGAUGGACAACAUUAUAUGGCCAUCUUGGAUGUCAGUCGAUGCACAAAUAACACACAGCUCUACAUUCAGGUUGUGGAGGGAAAGGAAAUAUUGAUACAAUAUCCUCAGUUAAAUGAGGGUGAAUCAGAAAACGUGGAAUACUUUUCUACGACAUUC